Mastomys coucha (southern multimammate mouse) is the source of this 2974-nucleotide messenger RNA. It is a transcript of the gene Fndc9, whose product is annotated as fibronectin type III domain containing 9. NCBI's taxonomy places the organism in Eukaryota, Metazoa, Chordata, Mammalia, Rodentia, Muridae. Bases 440 to 1111 code for a protein of 223 amino acids. The transcript is spliced from 2 exons. Gene Ontology annotation, molecular function: protein binding. The record is from RefSeq and is a predicted model, not a curated record.
GAGGGAGGAGAGAGAGGGGGGAGGGAGGGGAGAGAGAGAGUGGGGGGAGAGAGAGAGAGAAAGAGGGAGAGAGAACAAGCCAACUACAGAGAAAAUACAGAAGCAUCAAAAGAAUGUGCUAUCUUGGGGAUCAACCUGCAGAAUACUGCCCAUUUUUGGCUGAAGGAACCAAAGCUCCUUUCACUGGCAAAAGCCGACUUACACUGGUCCCUGAAAGCAUUGUGCGUAGAUGCCUGCUGGUUGCCAUGGUGAAUGAUGCUGAUCUGAAGAAUGAAUAAUGUGAGCAUUGGGGGCGACAGCGGGAUUACUCAGUGGUGAGAGAGAGACAUCAAGGAGAGCCUGGUGCGGAGGAGGGAGAAGCACAUCAUCUCGGAUCUGGCCCAUUCUGUCUCAGAGGGGAGAAGUCUAUACCAGAUAUACUGCGAGCAUCAGAACCGGGAUGAACAUUGAGGUUGGGAACGUGUCUUAUACAGGAGCCAUCAUCUCCUGGUCAUCCACGGAGCCCUGUUUGGAGGACUAUUACCAUAUUAUGUACAGGCCUAACUGGAACAGCAUCUUCUCCGGCUACCUGCGCUAUAGCUUCCAUCACGAGGAGAAGGUGCCGCGAGCCAUCACCUCCGUGGCAUUGGAACACCUCGCUCCCUCUACUCUCUACUUCCUCUGUAUCAGCUGCAAGAAGGCUGCCUUCCCAUACAGUCACUACUGUACCAUGUUCCACACCCUGGAUAAGAGUCCGCUGGCUGCUGGUGGCUCCCUGGUGGACCCCCAAAUUUCUCUUUGGGUGCUGAUGGCCAUCCUGCUGGCCUGCUUCACUGCUGUGCUGGCCUUCAUCUGCCUCCAGUUCUGGUGCCUCCGUUGUCACGAACCUCGGUGGUCUUACAGAGCUGGCCACAUGGAAGAAGCCAAUGGGUUGGUAAGAUGGCCCGAGGAGACCCCAGCUCUUGGUCAGAGGGAAGAAGACCUGCAGGGGUUCCCCCUGGAGGAACUGCCACGAAAGAACUCUGGGGCCAAAGCCGAAGCUGAACCAGGAGCUGAAGCCAGCCAGGAUGUGGUGGCCUUAGCUAGAGAGGCUGGUGACCAAGCAGUCAUACUGCCUCACUAUAGGGAGUGAGCAACAGUAAGGAGAUACCCCAUUUCCCAAAGCUUAAAAUGCUCUCCAUAGUGGGUCUUGUGUGAAAAUUUAUCUAUAGACCUCUCGCUUCUAUCCUCUCACAUGUCAGGGCUGUAUAGAUGUCACCAUGACAAAGGUCCCCAAGCUGGACAACACAGAUCCUCAAGGCACGUCAGGAGCAGACAAGGUAUUGUUUCAGUAUUGUCCAUUCGGAGGCCUACUGAAGAACUGAAGGCCCUGUUUCAGUAUUAAAACCAACCGUGGCUAUGUGAUAGACAGUAAAAGUAGCUAGACCUGAAUCUGGCACAGUGCUUGGGAGAAAUCCUGGGUCAGAGGUGGACCACGAGCUAUGUUUUCAGGCAUUUCUUUUGUAAAAGGUCCAAAGGCCCUUUUCUAACUUUCAGGCAAUUGUAUACUAUACCCUGCACCUCCAGGUUCAUUAAAAAUAAAAAGCCACAGACUGGCUUCUAACUAUUUAUCACUAACAAUCAAGACCUUUUAUUUAAAUAGAUCACAGCUUUAAAACAUAGACCCUUAGAAGACAGCUUUGUAUUAGCCCAGAAACAAAAAGCCAGGCCCCUGUUGUAAAUAGAAGGGAAUAGAAGUAAGAAUAAAUUCAACAUCCAAAAUAAUAUUAAGUUUGACUACCUGCCAGCCAAUGACUUUAGGCUUAAGACCUGUUCUCUUGUGUCUGAUACAAAGGGGGGCCAGGAAGGGCUGAAGAGACUAGUGUUAACAUUAAUAUAAAUGUCUUUCCUUUAUAUAAUCUAAGAAAGAGAACUGGGAAGGAAAAUGUAAUUUUUAGUUUGUGACCGAUGUCUCUGAGCCUCUUGAAAUGAUGUCUGCAAGCCAUCCCCACCCCUACUCCCCUCCCUUCCUUUUUUUUUCUUCUUCUGUAUAUGGGGGUACAGUCUCACAACACAGGCUAUAACCUGCCACGUAGACCAGACUGUCGUUGAACUCAGAGCAAUCCUGCUGCCUCAGUCCCUUCAGUGCUAGGACAGGUGAGAGCUACCACACCUGGAUGACAAGCUUCUCUAGGUUUGAGAAAAUUACCUCAAACAGUUUGUCUUCUCUGGAGAAGCCACCUGCCCUCUCCAGCACCCUCCUCAUACCUGGUAGGUGCCCCAGCCAGAGCUUCUCUGGGUUCACCACACUUCUAAAGCUCUCCUGACUCACGCCAUCAUGGUCAUCUCGGCUUAUCUCUGCUAAGUUUGAAAGUGAGAUCGAAGGUGGCUGAUUUUGUUCUGUCAGCAAGAAAAUCACUGGCCUCUCUCUUUUGGUGGGAGACAUGUUUCUUUAUUCUUUCUACAUGAGCCCCUAUUGUAAGGAUUAAGUUGUAUAUAUAGUGAGCUUGGUGGCACUUGGUGGAAACUAUUCCUUACAUAACUGUGGAAACGAGAGUUUGGGUGGGUGUAGGCUAUGCCUCUUCAUCCCAAGGACACCAAGCAUGUACAACCUAACUCAUGUCUGGCCUACAAGGAGUAAAUAUUAAAUGCCAUUGAAUGAAUGGGAAGGACUGAGGACUUAGAGUGGACCCUGUGGGGACAAUUACUUGGACUGAAGAUGUGCACAUGUGAGAAAAAAAGCCACAUGAGGUAGAGGAGACCUACAAUGGCCUUCAAGCUCUUUCUGCAAAGCUCUUGUACUUGCAGAGCCCAGAAUCCCAGAAUCGCUAGGUGAUGUUGUAACAAAUCAACCAAGAAACAGGAGAAACUGGGAAGCCACAAGGAGACUCCCCCUGUACCCAGUUAUCCACCACCCCAGCACAGUACUCACCCCUCACCUCAGCUCCCUCCAGCCAGAGCUUUCUGCCCCAUCCCCGCUAGCUGUGAACUAAUAAAGAUGGAUGUACUUGCAGUG